GUGAAAAAGAUAAUUAUGUUGAGCGUAAAAUCAGAAAAUUUUCGAGCUAAAUUAGCUCAAGUAACUACAGUUAUUGCCGGUAUGAAGAAGAUAAAUUUUAGUGGUGGAGAACCGUUUUUAGCAAAAAAAGGGAUUCACGUUGGUGAAAUGGUAAAAUAUUGCAAGAAAGCUCUAAAUCUUGAUUCAGUAACUGUUGUUACAAACGGAAGUAUGGUAACUGAGUCUUGGUUUAAAAAGUAUGGAACUUAUUUAGAUAUAAUUGCGGUCUCUUGUGAUUCUUUCCAUGAAGACACAAACAAAGAAAUAGGACGAGCAUUUUCGUCGGUAAAACUUCGAGAGGAACGAAAUCAUAUCCACCAAUUGAGAAAAAUAAGAGAUUGGUGUUUAGAAUAUAAUGUGUUAUUUAAAAUAAACACCGUUGUGAAUACAUUUAAUCAUUUUGAAGAUAUGAGAGAGGAAAUUCAAGAAUUAAACCCAAUUAGAUGGAAAGUUUUUCAAUGUUUAUUGUUAGAUGGAGAAAAUGUAGGUGAGAAAGCUUUACGUAAUGGCGAAAAAUUUUACAUAUCAGAUGAUCUUUUCGAUCAAUUUUUAAAGCGACAUAACAAUAUCAAAUGUUUGGUACCCGAGUCUAAUAACAGUAUGCAAAACAGUUAUUUAAUCCUUGAUGAAUAUAUGAGAUUUCUAGAUUGUAGAGAAGGUGCAAAAAUUCCUUCGAAAUCCAUUUUAGAUAUUGGAGUAAAAAAUGCGUUGAAAUUUUCUGGAUUUGAUGAAGCCAUGUUUAAAAAACGUGGUGGAGUUUACAAAUGGUCCAAAGAAGCUGAUCGUUUGGCUUGGUGAUUAAAAAUUAAGAUAAAUUAAAAAAAGAAUCUUUAAAUUUUUUU
This is a messenger RNA of Onthophagus taurus, 881 nucleotides long. Its product is annotated as S-adenosylmethionine-dependent nucleotide dehydratase RSAD2. Gene Ontology annotation, cellular component: endoplasmic reticulum membrane; lipid droplet. The record is from RefSeq and is a predicted model, not a curated record. Gene Ontology annotation, molecular function: catalytic activity; 4 iron, 4 sulfur cluster binding. Gene Ontology annotation, biological process: defense response to virus. NCBI's taxonomy places the organism in Eukaryota, Metazoa, Arthropoda, Insecta, Coleoptera, Scarabaeidae.